Molecule: messenger RNA, 354 nt
Organism: Cantharellus anzutake
Lineage: Eukaryota; Fungi; Basidiomycota; Agaricomycetes; Cantharellales; Hydnaceae
Exons: 2
Coding region: 1-354 (117 amino acids)
Source: RefSeq, a predicted model, not a curated record
AUGCCUGGCGUUAUCAAAGAGGCAGGAAUGAAAUACAUCCUGACCUCAUUUUGGAAACACCACCCAUCCAAAGAGGCUAAGGUGAGAAAAGCGGCAAAUAUGACCGCUUAUGGCCUAUCCAGGCUACAAGUGGGCAAAUUUGCACCACCGCUGCCUACAUCCCACCCCAUCCAGGGGUUUCCACCACCUCCUCCAGAGGUGAGCACUGUUCCUCCCCUCGACUCUGAGGAUACAUCAAUGAGUGGAGAGUCAAGUUUCAUGGAACAGACUGAAGCUGUUCCACCUGCAACCUUGACAACAAGGUGCUUCCCUGCAGCUCAGCACCAGCAUAUGGCCAGCAAAGUCGCGAAUUAG